AUGGUCAUUGGGCUAGUCACAGGAACUACUGCUGUUCCGAGAGAAUCACAGCCGCCAGCCUACAAAUCUCGUCACGAUGCAGAAGGGCCAGCGUGGAUUCGACAUGGUGAACGAACUCCUACUCAGUAUGUCUAUUUCCCAAACGAAUCACCUCCUGUAAGGUACACUGAAGCAGAACCUGCUGAACUCACUAAUAGAGGAAUUCAGCAAGCCUACGAACGUGGUGAAUUUAUAAGGAACAAUUAUGCGGAUUUUCUCGGUGAUGUGUAUCUUCCAUCACAGAUUCACGUAUGGAGUGGUGAGAACAAUCGCAGUGUCGCUUCUGCUCAAGCACUACUAGCCGCUCUCUAUAAGCCGGAUAAUGCUCAUAGAUGGUCGAACACAUUGGAUUGGCAACCGGUUGCUGUACACAUUGAUCCAACCACUGAUUGGGUUGAUGUAACAAUCGAUCGCGUGUGCACAACUUAUAAAUCCAAAUUGUUUGAACUGCCUGAAUAUCAAAACAUUCUAAACACUUUCGAUCCGUCAUUGAUUGAUUUUCUGGAACGCAACACCGGUGUUGCUAUAAAUUCGCCACUUGAAUUGAAUCUCGUCAUGGACACACUGGUAACAAAGCUGAACAUGAACGAUUCACGACUCCCAUUUCCGAAAUGGGCCGAACCAAUUCGUGACAACGUCACAGAGUUAAACACGAACCUUCAUCAACAACUGGCUGAUGCCCAGCGGAAUACGGCUGGAAAGUAUCACGCGGAACUCCUUAUGUCUUACAUAGAAGACCACGUCGCUCGACAGAACAGCACGAGAAGUAAGGCAGUGCUUAUUUCAGGGCAUGACACGAACUUUUUGGCUAUUGGACGACAAUUGAAUAUUACUCCACUAGCCAAUGAAAUGGUACCAUAUGCGAGUCUACUCGUCGUUGAACUUCACCUAGUCAAUGGCACAUAUUUUGUUGAGGAUCAACGAUUGAACAGAGUUGAUUGGGAAUUGAAGUGUCGAGGUAUUGGUCCGCAGAUGGAGACAUUUGACAUCCUAACAGCAUCGAUGAUUCUACUUAUUGCCGUAUUCGUCAUUGCCAUAGUUGUCCUUUCUUGUGUUUCACUAUCGUAUCGGAAACAGUUGAAGGAAUUGAAGGACCCGGAAAGGCGUCGACUUUUACCAGAUUACCCUGAUAGUGUUAAUGCUUAUGCUUGA
Angiostrongylus costaricensis is the source of this 1191-nucleotide messenger RNA. Lineage: Eukaryota; Metazoa; Nematoda; Chromadorea; Rhabditida; Metastrongylidae. The record is from the annotation of a GenBank genome assembly.